Messenger RNA from Linderina pennispora, 940 nucleotides. RefSeq names its product L domain-like protein. The coding region runs from base 248 to 940 and encodes 230 amino acids. Gene Ontology annotation, molecular function: protein binding; U2 snRNA binding. Lineage: Eukaryota; Fungi; Kickxellomycota; Kickxellomycetes; Kickxellales; Kickxellaceae. Gene Ontology annotation, cellular component: U2 snRNP. Gene Ontology annotation, biological process: mRNA splicing, via spliceosome. The record is from RefSeq and is a predicted model, not a curated record. The transcript has 2 exons.
CCCAGUCCCUCGCAAUGCCAAAUCGAGCACCAUAUUGCGUACGCUUCCCGACCAAAACAGUAGGCGAUGCUCUGUUGUCAUAGUCAAUCGUGGUUCGAGGAACUGGAUAGACACCAAAAACUAUUGUAGACCGUGAAUCCUCCCCUAACCACUGGUCCACCAAAUGUGGCGGCGAAGGAUUAUAGCGCGAGAUUACGUCGUACAGUAAAACCAUCGCCUUCCUCGUACUUUGCUUUCUGUUCCAGCCAUGAAACUCACCGCCGAUCUCAUAAACAACUCGCCCAGCUUCAUAAACCCCAUCAAGGACCGCGAGCUGGACCUGUCUAGGAACCACAUCCCGCUGAUUGAGAAUCUGGGCGCCACAAAGGAUCUGAACGACGCCAUAAACCUCAGCAGCAACAACAUCCGCGUUCUUGGAAACUUUCCAUCGCUUCCUCGACUGCGGUGCCUCUACAUUGCUGACAACCGGAUCGUCUCGAUCGAGAGCAGCCUCGGCGAGUUCCUGCCGCGCCUUGAAGCACUUAUCCUGACAAACAACGAGAUCAGCGAGCUCAUCGAGCUUGAGCCCCUCCGUGGGCUUGAGAACCUGACGAGUCUGUCGCUGGCGAACAACCCGGUGAUGCGCAAAAAGAACGCCCGCCUGUGGUGCAUCUGGCGGCUGCCGAAAACGCUGCGGGUGCUGGAUUUCGAGAAAGUCAAGGAACAGGAGCGGGAGGAGGCGAGGCAGCUAUUUGAAAUGAAGGGCGAACUGACUGAGGCGGCUAGGGCGAUCCUGGCAAUUGAGGGGACGAAGGCUAAUACGUUUGAGCCGGGAGAGGGGCUCGAGGAGGAUGAGGAAGAGGUGGUGGUGGACGAGCAGAAGAAGCAGGAGAUCGAGGAUCUCAAGGCAAAGAUCCGCAGCGAGAUGGCUCAGGUCGAGGCCAUCGAGGAAUUCAUCUAG